Messenger RNA from Hemicordylus capensis (graceful crag lizard), 2902 nucleotides. It is a transcript of the gene NEXN, whose product is annotated as nexilin F-actin binding protein. NCBI's taxonomy places the organism in Eukaryota, Metazoa, Chordata, Lepidosauria, Squamata, Cordylidae. Bases 208 to 2247 code for a protein of 679 amino acids. The record is from RefSeq and is a predicted model, not a curated record. Gene Ontology annotation, biological process: mitochondrial fusion. The transcript is spliced from 14 exons.
AACCUUGGCCACAAAACAGUUCUCCUAGUAGACAAAAGUGAAGUGUGUCAGGUGUUGAUCAGUACCCUAAACAGCUUCCAUCAACAGGCCCGGAACAAUUUAUGAGUCUGGAAGGAAAGAGCAGGGGAGCGCUUUUUGAAAAUUUAAGGGUAAAACCUGAAAACAUACGUUUUGCACAUAUCUGGUACUGGAUUGGAGACAGUAGCAAUGAAUGACGUUGCUCAGAAGGCUGAGAUUCUGCUUUCUUCAUCUAAACCUGUCCAAAAGUCCUAUGUGCCCAAACUUCGAAAGGGUGAUGUAAAGGAUAAAUUUGAAGCCAUGCAGAAAGCAAGGGAAGAAAGAAACCAAAGACGAUCUAGAGAUGAAAAGCAAAGAAGAAAAGAACAAUAUGUUAGAGAGAGAGAAUUGAACAGGCGAAAGCAGGAGAUGAAAGAACUACUUGCUUCUGAUGAAGAAGAAGAAAAUACUUCUAAAGUAGAGAAAGCAUAUGUUCCAAAACUGACAGGAACUGUCAAAGGAAAGUUUGCAGAAAUGGAAAAACAGAGGCAAGAAGAAGAAAGGAAAAGAAUGGAAGAAGAAAGGCAACGAAGAAUUGAACAAGACAUGAUAGAGAAAAGGAAAAUUCAGAGAGAACUGGCAAAGAAAGCACAAGAGAUUGAUGAACAAUUAAACAAUUCGGGAACUGAAUCGGCAUCGGAGGAAGGUGAUGAUUCAUUGCUAGUGACAGUAGUUCCUGUAAAACCUAGCAAAACCCCUGGAAAGAUGAAAAUAACUUUUGAGGACCUAGAGAAAGAGAGAGAAGAACAAGAAAGACAAAAGCAUGAAGAAGAAAAACGACUGAGAUAUGAACAGGAAAAACAAGUUCUCAGGGAAGUCAAAUAUUUUUCACCAGAUGUGGAUGAAGAUGAAAGUCAAGGCAGUGAAAUAAAAGAAUGCCUUUCUCCUGGAAAAGUGAAAUUAACAUUUGAAGAACUGGAAAGACAAAGACAAGAAAAUCAGAGGAGGCAAGCAGAAGAGGAGGCAAGACAACGCUUGGAAGAAGAAAGACGUGCCUUUGAGGAAGCAAGGCAACAAAUGAUAAGUGAAAAUGACAAUGAUGAGGAAGCUGAAAAUUCUGUUAAGGAGUUCCGUCCUGGAAAAUUGAUACUUGGUUUUGAGGAAUUAGAAAGACAGAGACAAGAAGAAGAAAAAAGAAGAACAGAGGAGGAAGCCAAAAGGCGUAUAGAAGAAGAGAAACGGGCAUUUGCUGAAGCAAGAAAAAGCAUGGUUCCAGAUGAUGAGCUUUCACAGAUGUCAAAAACUGUAUCUCAAGAAUCUCUCACACCUGGAAAACUGGAAAUUAACUUUGAGGAGUUAUUGAGGCAAAAAAUGGAGGAAGAAAAGAGACGCACAGAAGAAGAACGCAGACAAAAACUGGAAAUAGAAAAGCAAGAAUUUGAACAGCUCAGACAAGAAAUGGGAGAGGAGGAGGAGGAAUGUGAAACCUUUGAAUUAAGCAGAGAAUAUGAGGAAUUAAUAAGAUUAAAAAGAAGUGGUUCCAUUCAAGCAAAGAAUUUGAAGAAAAAGUUUGAAAAAAUUGGGCAAUUGUCUGAAGAAGAAAUACAGAAAAAAAUUGAGGAGGAAAGAGCAAAGAGGAGGGCAAUGGAUCAGGAAAUAAAAGCAAGGGAAGCAGAGAAAUUUCAAGAGGAAGAUGAAGUAGAUGUGAAGCCAGCCGCAAAAUCUGAAGCUCCAUUUACACAUAAGGUCAACAUGAAAGCUCGAUUUGAACAAAUGGCAAAGGCUAGAGAAGAGGAAGAACAGAGGAGAAUUGAAGAACAAAAGUUGUUACGCAUGCAAUUUGAACAGAAAGAAAUUGAUGCUGCAUUACAGAAGAAAAAAGAAGAGGAGGAGGAAGAGGAUGGGAGCAUUGUUAAUGGAUCUGUUUAUGAAGACGAAGAACAGCAAGCACGGUCUGGUGCUCCAUGGUUCAAGAAGCCUCUUAAAAAUGUGUCAGUUGUGGAUAGUGAACCAGUGAGGUUUACUGUUAAAAUAACUGGAGAACCCAAGCCAGAGGUUACAUGGUGGUUUGAAGGGGAAAUGUUGCAAGACUGUGAGGACUAUCAGUAUAUUGAGAGAGGAGAAACAUACUGUCUCUACUUACCGGAAACUUUCCCAGAAGAUGAAGGAGAAUACAUGUGUAAAGCAGUAAAUAAUAGAGGAACAGCAGCUAGCACCUGUAUUCUCACAAUUGAAACUGAUGACUAUUAAAUAUCCUACUUUUUCUGGAGCCUUCCUUCCCUAAAUUUACUGCAUCCAUCUCUUUCCCUCUUUCUGUGGUGGGCCAACAAGAAGGUGUUUGUCAUUCCUGAAAUAAUAUACCCAACUGCCUGAAUAACAGUUUCUAAGUGAAAUUUGCCAAUAGAAGUUUGGUUCACUGAAGCACAACAGCUUGAUCUACAUUGGCUGCUUGUAUGCGCCACUGUGUUGCUUCAUGCAACAAGGCCUUUUCUAUUUGGCAAGGUAUUCAGGUGAAGUGGCUUGCCAUGUUCCAGCCAUUUUUAUCAUGUCAACACAAAAGCUUGUACCAGUGUGGCAAAAAACCAACCUAGUUGCACAGUGAACUGUUUCAGACAAAUAGUGUACAACUUGGAGCCACCUCCAAGUAAUUGUGUAUUGUGGCCUUGAUGCCACUUUUUGUAUGUAUGAAGCUAGGUGGAAUACAAAAGUAAAUUGUAAUUUGUUCCUACAGCUAAAUAUCAAGCCAUAUACAUACAAAUCUUCAUUUCUUUGGUUCUGGAAGCUGUUAGUCAGAAACAAGUGAUUUUUGGUAAUGUAGCCAAAAUGUAAUGUAGUAGUUUAAGUUAUGCCUUGUUUAAUGCAACAUUUUCUUUAAAUCUGCUUUAAUAAAAGCAAAUUAAGAGUU